UGCUGCCACAGACAACUUCUCUCUUGCUAACAGGCUCGGAGAAGGCGGUUUUGGCUCUGUUUAUAAGGGUAGGCUACAUAAUGGACAAGAAGUAGCUGUAAAAAGACUAUCGAAAACUUCAGGACAAGGGAUAGAAGAAUUCAAGAAUGAAGUGACACUGAUAGCAAGACUUCAACAUAGGAACCUUGUGAGGCUCCUGGGCUGUUGCGUUCAACAAGAAGAGAAGAUGUUAAUCUAUGAAUACUUGCCAAACAAAGGUUUGGACUCUUUCAUCUUCGAUAAGGAAAAAAGGUCAAUUUUAGAUUGGAGGAAACGCUUUGAAAUUGUUUUGGGAAUUGCUCGAGCGAUGGUAUAUCUUCACCGGGACUCAAGAUUAAGAAUUGUCCACAGGGAUCUAAAAGCCAGCAAUGUAUUGCUAGAUGCCACCAUGAAUCCAAAAAUAUCAGACUUUGGUAUGGCUAGAAUUUUUGAUGGGGACCAAAUCGCAGCAAACACGAAUAGAGUAGUUGGAACAUAUGGUUAUAUGUCACCAGAAUAUGCAAUGGAGGGGCAAUUUUCUACUAAAUCUGAUGUUUUCAGCUUUGGGGUUUUGCUAUUGGAGAUCAUUAGUGGCAAGAAGAAUAACAGUUACUAUCAGGAGAACUCUGUUAAUUUAAUUGGACAUGUUUGGGACCUGUGGAAAGGAAACAGUGCUCUGGAGGUAGUUGAUUCAACAUUGGGGGACUCAUAUCAAGCUCAUGAAGUCUUGAGAUGUAUUCACAUAGGGUUACUAUGUGUGCAAGAAUUUUCCAGUGAUCGGCCUACCAUGUCAGAAGUAGUUUUCAUGCUUUGCAAUGAAACAACACUCACUUCUCCAAGCCAACCUGCAUUUAUUUUCAAGAGAGCAACUACUGGGGACUCAUCAUCAGCUAGUGUGGGAACUGCUUCUAUAAAUUAUCUCACUAUUUCUCAAGUCCAAGCUCGCUAAAUUAUCGUGUCAUCGCAGAUUGUACAUUAUUUACUUAUUCUAGCAGUAUUAGCUGAUUAACAUUACAAUUUCUCUCAGUCACUCAUGCAUUCACAGAAUGAGAUUUUGUCUCUGGAGCUAAGGUACUAUGUGAUGAGAUUUUGUGUACAAAACUUGAAGGGUCUUACAAAUAAGACUCAAAUGUUAUGAAAUGAACUUAUAUAUUGA
This is a messenger RNA of Ilex paraguariensis (yerba mate), 1174 nucleotides long. NCBI's taxonomy places the organism in Eukaryota, Viridiplantae, Streptophyta, Magnoliopsida, Aquifoliales, Aquifoliaceae. The record is from the annotation of a GenBank genome assembly.